This is a messenger RNA of Ictalurus furcatus (blue catfish), 1688 nucleotides long. RefSeq lists its product as uncharacterized. The coding region runs from base 269 to 1363 and encodes 364 amino acids. NCBI's taxonomy places the organism in Eukaryota, Metazoa, Chordata, Actinopteri, Siluriformes, Ictaluridae. The transcript is spliced from 5 exons. The record is from RefSeq and is a predicted model, not a curated record.
GGAUACACUAAUACAAAUGUCGAAACCAACACUAGAAAAAUAAAUGAGUAAGAGCUACAGGUAUAGUAACAACAAUGGCAAAGUAUUAGUAAUGGUUACAACAAUAAGCAGUUCUUUAGCAGUUGUACAAGGAAAUGAAACACUUCCUGGAAAAUGAAACAUAAAGGUGAGUGUCAUGGGUGUGGUGCACAUACUGAACUAUCUGUCCGACUGCUCAAACACGGUGAUCGUCGCUCUAGAAGGUUUUCUCGAAUUUGUUUGUUGAACCAUGGAAACCGGAACGAUCAGUGUAUCGAACACACAAAAGAAAGCUUUCAAAAAGAGGAAAUGUAGUAAAGAUUUCAUUCAACAAGAAAUCAAAAAGAUUGAACACUUAAGAUCAGCCGGUUUAUUAUUAAUCAGUUGCUUACUGGUCAAGUUAAUAAAAAACAAAAAACUGGACAAUCUCUUUGUUCACAUUGAUGAGAUGCUUCAUAGCAUUUUCUUCCUCGGGUACAUUUAUAACCCCAAGUUGACUCCCAGUGAGUUCUUCAGAAAAUCUACAAUAGAUAAAUUGAAGGAAUUGUUUCCUGAGUCAUCACAAAAUCUUACACUUGAAUUGAAGGAUGAAUUGAUGGAAUUGUUUCCUGAGCCAUUUGAGAAGUACAAAAGUCAUCUGCCAACUCGCACUCCCUUUUCCAUUCUGCUACACAUGAUGGAGAUACUUUAUGGCACUGAAGACAAAAUAAAAGAAAAUCUUCAGCUUCUCCUUAAAGAACUCAAAUUCCCAUACCCCCUUCACAAGUCAGGCGAUGAACAUCAGUAUUAUUACACACUGGAGGCGACAGUAAUCUGUGUGUGUUAUUCAGAAACUGAUUCACAAAAGAAGUACUACGGGGCAUCUCUUUCCUGUAGAAUAGGAAAGGCAAAGAGAAUUUUGAUCGAUCUGUCUUGUCUUAAAACAUGGCAUGAGUUUGUAUCUCAUGCAGUCAUGUCAUUUACUUCAGGAGGUCGGUGCAAUGGCAUUACAUUCCCUGAGUCAGUGAAAUGUCAGGCGUACAUUAGAGACUGGAAUGAAAAUGUUUAUAGAAAAAGACGUCCAUGUUUAAACUGUGCACAACUGUUUAAUCUACAAGAUGCAGACUUGGGUAGCGUGAAUCAUCCCUAUGGGAACUGUGCUGAGACAGAGUGCUUGAGCAAACUACUUUGCGAUAAUAAAGACAUACGAGAGAACACACUGAUGGAAAAUCAUACAGAGGAAAACUUGGAGACUCUCAGACGUUCAACAAAAGCACGCGUGCUAAAUGAUCUUGCUGAGGUUGGCAUUCAAAUGAAUAAUGAGAAUUUUCUCUUCUACAGCCCAAUGCCAAUGCCACCUUUCUAAGUAUACUAUACUGUUGUGUGAAAAAUCAGCAGUUUCUAAAAAUAAUAAUAGUAAUAAUAGCCCAUGGUCAAAGUCACUUGAAUCAUAAUUUUACUCCAGUCUGAUGUAUGACGUGGACAUUAACUGAAGCUCUUAACCUGUAUUUGCAUGAUUGUAUGUAUUUCUCUGCUGCCAGAUGAUUGGCUGACUGGAUAAUUGCAUGACUGAGCUUGUAUACAGGUGUUUCUAUUAAAGUGACCAGUGAGUGUAUAUAAUAAUUAUGCAUAUUUGUCCAAUUGUCUUUCUAAUUGUUAAUGUAAAUGUCUUGUCUUAAUUAAACACAUGC